AGAGCCGUAUUUUUCAUUGAAUAUGUGUGUUUAAGAAUUAAUUUUAUUGCUGAGUUUGAGUUUAAUAUACUUUUAUUUACAGAAAAUGAAAAAAUGUGUUAUUGUAAUUACGUGUCUGUUAAUAGCCCUCAAUACCGCAUCGGUUAUUGAUAUGCAUAACUGGAGUGCAUAUAAGUCAAAGUAUUCGAAAAACUACCAAAAUCAAGACGAAGACAGGAUGCAUAUGGAAAUCUAUUUAAAACACAAACAAGAAAUUGUCAAACACAAUCAACUUUAUGACAAAGGGCUUGCAUCAUAUACAAUGAGUUUGAAUGCAUACAGUGAUAUUCCGCACAUGGAAUUUGUAUCUCUUAUGAAUGGCGCACGACAUGAACAUUUCAGAAAAAAUGAGUCUCAUUGUGAAUUGGUUGAAAUGACGGAAGAAUCCUUACCAAAAUCCAUUGAUUGGCGAUCGAAAGGCGGUGUUUCAAAAGUGGAAGAACAGGGUAGAUGUGGUUCUUGCUGGGCUUUUAGCGUGAUCGGAGCAAUUGAGGGACAAUAUUUUCGUAAAACCGGUCAUUUGGUGCCGUUAUCGGUCCAAAAUCUUGUCGAUUGUGUAGAUACUGAACAAAGCAUAAAGAACAAGUGUCGUGGCCAAUCAACAGCUAGAGCCAUGGAUUAUGUCAAAGAAAAUGGAGGAGUCGAUACUGAAAAGUCAUAUCCGUACAAAGCAUCGGGUGGUUUGUGUAAAUAUAAACCAAAAAAUUCAGUGGCUGAAUUAAGGGGAUAUAAAACGAUUUCUGAAGGCGAUGAAAUGCAAUUGCAAAAAGCCAUUGCCACGGUCGGCCCAAUAUCAGUGUGUGUCGACUCUUCACAUGAAUCAUUCCAACAUUACCAUGGCGGAGUUUAUUAUGAACCAAAAUGCCGCCCACAUUAUUUAAGUCAUGCUGUUUUAGUUGUUGGCUAUGGGAAUGACAGCAAGCACGGAGCCUUUUACAUCAUCAAGAAUUCUUGGGGCGACGAUUGGGGAGAGAAGGGGUACAUGAAAUUGGCAAGAAACCGAAAAAAUCAUUGCGGUAUUGCGUCAGCUGCUCUUUAUCCAAUUAUAUAAUUUUUUUACUCGAAUUUUGUGAAUUUUGAAAAUGCAUGACAAUGUUAUAAUGAUACCUAGUGGAUAAG
Messenger RNA from Contarinia nasturtii (swede midge), 1158 nucleotides. RefSeq names its product cathepsin L1-like. Gene Ontology annotation, cellular component: lysosome. Bases 86 to 1090 code for a protein of 334 amino acids. The record is from RefSeq and is a predicted model, not a curated record. NCBI's taxonomy places the organism in Eukaryota, Metazoa, Arthropoda, Insecta, Diptera, Cecidomyiidae. Gene Ontology annotation, molecular function: cysteine-type endopeptidase activity. The transcript has 7 exons.